AGCAAAACCGCGCAAAGUCCGGGACGAGAAUGCAGGCGCAUUUGUAGCUAAAAGCCUACCGACUACACGAAAGAUGAGCGCUCCAAGGAAUGAGGACAAGAAAUCCACGGACGCCAAAGCGAGGUGCCCUCCAAAGCUUCAGGGAAGUCAAGACGCCCGUCCGAGUAAAUCUACAAGGGAUGCUAACUCUACCAAAGAGCCAGAAACACCCAAACGCACCAAAAGUCGCGAGAAUAAAGGAGCUUCCUGCUACCCAGUGAGGAGAGACAACAGUAUCAAGGAGAAUCCGAGCAGAGAUCUCCAAAGUGCUCCUGAAAAGGUUAAAAAAAGCCAGAGAUCAGAGUCAGCCAAAACAAUGGACACUAAAGUGAGCCGUCCUCCAAAGCCCCAGGAAGUUCAAGAAGUCUGUUCAACUCCAAGGGAUACUAACAAUACCAAAGAGGCACAAGUGCCCAAAACAGCAAAAAGUGUUGAGAAGGAAACAGCCCCCAUCUGCUCAGCGAGAAGAGGCAGCAGUAUCGAUGAGAAUCCGAGUAAAGUGCUUCAGACUGCUCUUGAGAAGUUAAAGGUGAAGAAAAACCAGAGAUCGGAGUCAGCCAAAUGCGUAAACAACAUACAGAAUAGAGUAACCGAGUAUGUGAAACUGCAUCUGGACUGGUGCAAAGACAUCAGCGUUGUGAAGACAGGAAGCUACUAUGAAAACGUUAAAAUCUGCGAGCCUGACGAGUUUGAUGUCAUGAUGACUGUUCGUGUGGAUAGGGUGAAGCUCCUGCCUUUCUCAGAAGACGGCGCCUUCUAUAGUGUAGAAAUGAAACGGCAAUCUUCAAGACAUCCUUUAGAAAAGUUUGUCAAUGAAGACAGAACCAUCAUGGCCAGCAAAAUGCUCGACGAUUUCCGUGAGAAAGUAAAGGAAGCUGUGAAAGAACUACAGAAUGUUUCGCUUGAGAGGAAGAAGACGGGCUGUCCAGCUGUAACUCUGCUGGUGAACGAGAAGGGCAAGCAGAUUUCUAUCGAUUUUGUCCUUGGUCUAGAAGUCCACAUAAGCUGGCCCAGUUUCACUCAGGGUGGCUUCAACAUAGAAAACUGGCUGAGCAAGAAAGUGAAGCAGGACCAAAAAGGCAAACCGUUUUAUUUGGUGCCUAAAUACGAGGGAAGAGGCAGUGCCGAGCAGGAUGGAAUUAUGGCCAAGAAUGCUUGGCGAAUUUCGUUCUCACAUGUGGAAAAGUACAUCCUGAAAAACCACGGCAACAGUAAGACCUGCUGUGAGGGAGGACAGAAAUGCUGCAGAAAGCAGUGUCUGAAACUUCUGAAAUGCCUUUUGCAACGGCUGAAGGAGGCGCACCCGGAGGAUGCGGACAAACUGUGCUCGUACCAUGCAAAGACAACACUGCUUCAUGCCUGUGCUGCCAGAGUGAAGGACAGUGAGUGGGAAAGCAGUGAGCUCAGCCACUGCUUCCAGCAACUUCUCAGAGAUUUUGAGCAAAACCUGAGGGCCUGCCAGCUUUCCAACUUCUUCAUCCCCUCCCAAAAUCUGUUCAAAGGUAUUAGCAAGAAAAAAUGCAACCUUCUAGCAGACUACAUUGAAUCCCAACGUAAUAAUGGGUUUCCUCUACUAAGUUAAAUCAAGAGAGUUUAAUCUGAGACUGCCUGUGUAGUCGACAGUGAUUUAUAUAACAUUAGCCAUGUUUCCAUUCAAGGUUUUUUUUUUUUGUUUUUUUUUUUUGCAGUAAAAGGUUUAGUGCAUUGAAAUGUUUACUGAUAUAACUGAUGGAAAUGCAAAUUAUCGAUAAAAUUUCACAACUGUCAACAUAAUCUUUUUCCGUUUAACUUUAGAAAACGAGAAAAAUGGCAUUCGUCCAAAAAUAUAUAUAUAUAUUUUUUUUAAAAAUAAGUGUCACAUGACAGAACUGAUCCAUCAGUCGGGGGAAGAAUAGGGAUGUGUGUGCCAUCUAGCACACCAUAAACCUGUGACACAAGAUGCACCAAGGAAUUGCGGUAUGCAGUUUAUUGGCCUCCACUACAUUCAGCAGCCUGAUAUAACGCCGCAUUCAUUUUUCCUUGUGCACACAGCAUAUACACAUCAAUGGACAGUUGUUUUACUAACCUCAAAAUUUUCCCGCACUACACUGUACUUGGCGCAAGUUGCCAGAUUAAGCAGGGCAAGAGCAAUCUUCUUUCUGGUCCGUUGCGACCUGCGAUAGGCGCAGCUCUCCAACACUACCUCCACCAUGGGCGGGGUGAGAGAGGGACCCAUUUUCAUCCCGAGAGUUUAAUGCCAAAGACUGACCCAUUAUUUUUUGUGGUGGAAGACCUUUGAUAAAUUAAGUGACAAUUCAGUUCUUACUACCUCGUUAUAUUUAUUACGGACCUGUUUCAAAUGACAUACUGAGUAUUGUUUUCUGCUACAAAAAAUCCAACUAACAUUUUGAAAAAAAAUGUUGGUUUGCCAUCAAACAAAUAUGAAGUGUUUCAGUAAGAAAUAUACUUUUUUGGCAGUUUGUGCCAUAGCAUGUGACAGUGGUUUGUUUGUAUCUCCAGGGUAAUGACCUGAGUACGAGCACUUAUAGAGAGAGAACGAGAACGCGUGCGCUGAGUCAAGUGACAUUAGAAAACUGCACUUUUUAACACAAAAGUAACUGAUGUGUGGCUUUAAAUACAAAUGUAGUGUACUUCGUUACUUUAGUUAGCGGUCACGCAAUAAUGUAUCAUGAUUAUUUUAUGAACCCAUUUUAUGAGCGGACCACCGGGAAUUCUCCCGUUUCUCCCGAUGAGCCACCUGACCUAUGCUCACGGGCUUCAGCAUACUUGGAGCCCCAUCAUACGAGCAGCUGCUCCAUUCUGACCUCGUCCUCUGAUCGCACAACUGCAAUUAUUUGUGAAAUUAAAAUUAAAGUAAGCUGGUCAAUUUCAUUUAUUUGUCUCAAUACUUUCACCAUUUUACAAAGAUUUGAGGACAUGCAGAACUCAAAGGGUACACAAUUUGCGAUAUACACAAAAUUAUGUAUGGAAACAGCUCAAGGGCAGAUUUCUUUUACAAUACGCCAAAACUUAUGCAACAGUUUGUUUUUUUAAAAGGAUGACAUCAUGCACACCAUUUUAUCGGUAAAAGGCCAAUUGUAUGUUAGCGGGCAGGAGACAGCAAAUAUCGCAAACUGGUUUUUUUUUUUAAAAACGCACUCUCACUUUUUUGAUAACAGAAAUGCACAAAAAGUGGAUGGAAACUUGGCUAAUGUUAACAUGAUAUUUUUUCAAUUAUAAUAAAAAUACAUUUAUAUAUAUAAAUGAAGUAUUAUGUCCAUGGGCACACGGUGGCUUAGUGGUUAGCAUAUUCAUCUCACACCUCCAGGGUUGGGGGUUCGAUUCCCACCUGUGUGUGCAGAGCCUGCAUGUUCCCCCUUUGUUGCAGGGGUUUCCUCCAGGUACUCCAGUUUCCUCCCCCAGCCCAAAGACAUGCACGGUAGGCUGAUUGGCAUGUCCAAAUUGUCCGCAGUGUAUGAACGUGUAUGUGAUUGUGCCCUGCAAUGGAUUGGCACCCUGUAAAGGAUGUACCCCACCUUGUGCCCCAUGCUCCCUGGGAUAGGCUCUAGGUGGAUGGAAGGAUUAUGUCCAUGUACUCUCUACUGUCUUGUCUGUUGUUUUCUCAUCUA
Messenger RNA from Ictalurus furcatus (blue catfish), 3647 nucleotides. RefSeq names its product cyclic GMP-AMP synthase a (gene cgasa). The transcript has 5 exons. Gene Ontology annotation, cellular component: cytosol; site of double-strand break; nucleus. NCBI's taxonomy places the organism in Eukaryota, Metazoa, Chordata, Actinopteri, Siluriformes, Ictaluridae. The coding region runs from base 74 to 1621 and encodes 515 amino acids. Gene Ontology annotation, biological process: activation of innate immune response; cellular response to exogenous dsRNA; paracrine signaling. Gene Ontology annotation, molecular function: double-stranded DNA binding; 2',3'-cyclic GMP-AMP synthase activity; chromatin binding. The record is from RefSeq and is a predicted model, not a curated record.